This is a messenger RNA of Brassica napus (rape), 1098 nucleotides long. RefSeq lists its product as uncharacterized. The record is from RefSeq and is a predicted model, not a curated record. NCBI's taxonomy places the organism in Eukaryota, Viridiplantae, Streptophyta, Magnoliopsida, Brassicales, Brassicaceae. The transcript has a single exon. Bases 614 to 934 code for a protein of 106 amino acids.
ACUCCGACCACAUUUGUCUCCAUUUCCACAAAUCAAAUUCUCAUGUCCCUUCGAACAUGGAGCCAACUCUUACAACUAUUUGCCCACCCUAAUCGUAUUUCUAUCAAAUCAUCAUUUAUUUGCGCGAAACAUUGGUAUCCUGCAAUAAUUAUUUACUUCUACGUGGAAUAAACACCCAAAACAUACAUACCAAAUGUCAUAACCUACAAGUUCUUUGGUCCACUUUAGAAACCUUGAGGUGGAGGAACACUGAGGGUGCCUUUUUUUUUUGAAAUUAGGCUAUUAGAAAUAAUGUAAUUCAAGAUAAUAAUGUUUCAGUUUAAAGAUGAUGUAAUUCAAAGGUGCAACAAAGCAUUUGUUCUAAACUUUUCUAGAAUAUAAUAUUAAUGUUCCGAAGUCUAGAGCCAACAUAUAAACCCCACCAUGCAAACAUGUAUACUGUCACGUGUAUAUAACAGACAAUUAGCUUUGUUGUUCAAUAUUCACAUAUCAACAAAAGCAGUCCAUCGUCAAUCUAUCCUCAGAUUCGAGAAUCAUAUACUAAAAAAAAAACAGUUAAACACUAUCGUUCUAAUAUAAGUUAAAACAGCAGUUUUGACCAAAAGAUUGGUGUAUGAUGGACGUUGAAUCGGUGAUGUGCGAGUGUUGUGGCUUAACGGAAGAUUGUACGCAACACUACAUUAGUGAAGUCAAAGCUAACUUCGCCGGAAAAUGGCUUUGUGGACUUUGCUCCGAGGUGGUUAACGACGAAGUCAGCCGAGAUCUGAAGCAGACGACGUUGGAGGAAGCUCUUAAUGCUCACGUGUUGUUUUGUGGCAAGUUUAAAGCUAACCCGGCAGAACUGGUCGCUGCCGGCAUGAAACAGAUGCUACGUAGGAGGUCUGGUGACAUGUUGCCGGCCAAGUCCAAGAUGUUCGGAAGAUCUAAGUUCUAACACCAAGUCGUUGUGUACACAUCUUGUUCUCUCAGUACUUUCUUCUCUUUUAGCGUUGGCUAAUGUAUAAUACAAUAAAAAAAAUGUUAAUCAGUACAGUCAAACAACUAUUACCAGUAAUCUUUGCAAGAACACAAGCCGUCUUUAUAACAGUGAAACCUAGU